CCCCCGCCCCCACUCUUGUUUUCCAGCACGUAUAACUUCGCUGCAGACGGGUUCCAGAGCCCCUCGAGCGGGGCCACGCUGUGCCUGGGGACCGGCGUGCACGGCGGGGUCGACUGGAUGAGGAAGCUGGCGUUCCGCUACCGGCGAGUCAAGGAGGUUUACAACACCUACAAGAACAACAUCGGAGGUGUGCUGGGCAGUCCCAAGAGGGAGGAGUGGCAUCAGCUCAGGAGAGACAUGGAGGUCAUGACUGACAUGUGGCUCACCAAUGCGCUGAAAGCGCUGACUCUCAUCAACUCCAGGCCAAACUGUGUGAAUGUGUUAGUGACCACCACUCAGCUGAUCCCAGCGCUGUCGAAGGUCCUGCUGUACGGGUUGGGGGCUGCCUUCCCCAUCGAGAACAUCUACAGUGCAACCAAGACAGGGAAGGACAGCUGCUUCGAGCGGGUAGUGCAGCGUUUCGGGAGGCGAGCAGUCUACGUGGUGGUGGGGGACGGCGCGGAGGAGGAAAGCGCCGCCAAGAAGAAGAACAUGCCAUUCUGGAGGGUGAGCUGCAGGGCUGACCUGGAUGCGCUGAGCCACGCACUGGAGCUGGAGUACCUCUAGGGGGCGCCACCGCUCAAUCUAUCUGGACUGGGUGGAUCUCUCGCUGACGACAGCAAUGCCAAAAAAAAAAAAAAAAAAAAAAAAAAAAAAAAAAAAAACAGAGAGGAUUUUUGAGACUUGUUUCAUCAUUCAGCUUUCAAGAACAUCAGGAAUCCCGUUGCGUUUCAACGUUAAAGACUGAGAAAAACACUUGGUGGGAUUAGCAAAAAAAAAAAACAGACUUCAGUUUCAGAAGACGUCUCCAGUCCUAAUUCCUAGGUGCCAGGCAGAUUGAUGCUGGCUGUGCAGCUGCAGGUUCACCCUGCUUCCUCUGUGUUAAUUAGAGGCAGUAGAGCCCACUGUUAUUUAAUAAAAGAGCGUGUCAGCAGGCUGUCCUGCAGGCUGGGCGGCUCAGUGCAUCACAAGGCGAUAGAAAGAGGUUCACUUCUGAGUCGCUGGUUCGAUUCCUGCCCAGCUCAAUCCUGAGUAGAGCAUACUGAGACUCAGGGCUGUGUGGUCAUGUGUAGUAUCAGACAUUCCCUGCAAUAGAAAGUGUGGAUUUGUAGAGUGUGUUUCAGGAAGGUGCAACUGCUUAAACACAGGGUUAUUAUUCAAGAAUUGAUAAGAGGCACUCUCCCGAGGACUGACAGCGUGCCAGCUGGGGGAGGGCUAGCCUCUCGUUUGUUAUGUAUUUUAAAACCCUAAACACUGUAAAAAAUGCAUGCUUGCAGGAGGAAAGUCCCAAAGAUGACUAGAUGGGGCAGGACAAAUUAUUUCUACAUUUGAAAUAUUUGAAAAAUACAGUGGUUUACAAUUAGUCGUAAUCCAUAUUUCUAUAUUCAGUGUGUAACACACACACACUGACACUGACACACACACUAGCUAACCUCAUCGUUCUAUUUCCACAAUGGCAACCGUGAAAGCUGUCCGCACACCCCACAGAAUCAACAAUGAUCUCCGUAGGGACUGUGAUCCAAUUCCAAGCUGCUACAGUCAAUCCGUACCUCUGUGCCACAGCCUGGAUUCAGUCCAGAUGAUAGCACAGCUGUAGCCAUUGGGGCGCCAUGCACAGAGAUUCUAGUUAACGUCGCUAGGAUCAAAGCCUCAGCAGCACAGUCAUAUCCUUCUUAAGAGCUUUCUAAACACUGCUCACAGACCAAGAAAGGGAAACCCCACGUUUGGCCACCGGGGAUCGCUCUUGUGCUGCAGAAGAAAAAACAUUUUUUUUAAUAAGAUAUUUCCUCUUCUUAAGGGCUGGGGAAAAAAAUCCUUGAGAAGCGACUUCUUUUUUAAAAGGCGCAGGUAUGAAUAUAAAAGGUCUCCAAGCCUACUUCUGUAGAAGGAUGGACAGUCUGCUGCAAUGCUUACCCGAGGAACUCCAAGCCUGGAGUCGGGACACCCCAGUCCAUAUGAGUGCAGUGAUUGGCAGUUCAGUAACGGGCUGGACUAGGUGACUCAUCACAUGAUACCUCUGAUCCAAUCAGACAGCUUGGUGUUUAUUUUAAAAACCACAUGUAUGCAAUACAUUCCGGGUUGUGUUCUUAAAAUCCUGCCUGGAAUGAGAGCCAAGCCCUGCAUCUGAAUGGGACAAUCACUUACAUAUUUAUAAACUGUAUUCCCUUCUUGGUUUGGAGCCCAAUUAAGACCUAGAUGCAACCACAAUUCUUCUAGCUCUGCUAUGCCAUUGUCUAUAGUCCAGGAGCGUGUUCUUGAAUUGCGCUAUAGAGCUGCAGUGCUGUAAUUGUUGAUUAAGUUCAGGUCCUGUUCUGGGUGCAGGUUUAGACAGUACCAGGGGAUGCAGGUCACAGUACCACAGAAACUUGACAGAGGAAGCCUCCAAGCCUGCAGGUUACACUCAGUAACAUUAGGACUGCAAUUACAGGUCAGGUGCUGAUUUAAAUAAAAAAAAAAAAAAAAAAAAAAACAUUUUAGAGCCCCAUAUAGCAAACUUGAACGGCUGUUUUUGGAACGGCGCUUUGGGGGAAAAAAAAAGAAUGAACAAGAAUAAAACAUUUGAUUUCAGGGAUGGAAAUAAGACUCCCACAGUACA
Polyodon spathula (Mississippi paddlefish) is the source of this 2635-nucleotide messenger RNA. RefSeq names its product eyes absent homolog 1-like. The transcript has 5 exons. The annotation marks the transcript as partial. Lineage: Eukaryota; Metazoa; Chordata; Actinopteri; Acipenseriformes; Polyodontidae. Gene Ontology annotation, cellular component: nucleus. Gene Ontology annotation, molecular function: protein tyrosine phosphatase activity. Gene Ontology annotation, biological process: negative regulation of extrinsic apoptotic signaling pathway in absence of ligand; cell differentiation; multicellular organism development. The record is from RefSeq and is a predicted model, not a curated record.